UUCGUUUUUCUUUGCUCUUUCUUUCACCGGGGUCACCCCAAAAAUCCCCAAAUCUCCAUUCGAUAUUCCGAUCCCGAUGACGAAGGAGUUCGCCGUACCACCGGUGGUGUUUCCCUCCGGCGGAAACCCCAGCGCCGGAUCCAACAACAUCCAGCAACGCCGCGUCGCGACGGCGCCGUUUCAACCGCCUCGAUCCUCCACCUCAAGCAUCCCCUUCAUGUCCUUCGACAUUGGCUCCGCCGCCGCCGCCUCCUCCUCCUCCGGCCCCCUAUUCGGCGGCCCCAUCGGCUCCGGCGGUUCGGUUCCCGGUGGCACAAGCUUCGAGGACGAGGAGCCACUCCUCGACGAGCUCGGCAUCCAUCCAGAUCAAAUAUGGAGAAAGACCAAGUCGAUCCUCAAUCCCUUCCGGGCCAACCCGGCCGUCCACAAGGACUCGGACCUUUCCGGCCCGAUCCUCCUCUACAUGUCCCUCUGCCUCUUUCAAUUGCUCGCCGGGAAGAUCCAAUUCGGCGUGAUUCUCGGCUGGAUCGUCGUCUCCUCCAUCUUCCUCUACGUCGUCUUCAACAUGUUGGCCGGCCGGAAUGGGAACCUCGACCUGCACAGGUGUACGAGCGUCGUCGGCUACUGUUUGUUACCGGUGGUGAUUUUAUCAGCUGCCUCGCUGUUCGUGCCGCAAGGCGGGACUUUCAGGUUCGCGGUGGCCGGGGUCUUUGUUUUGUGGGCCACUAGGGUUUGUACGGCCCUUAUGGUUUCUCUUGCUGAUGGAGGUGACGAGCAUCGUGGGCUGAUAGCGUAUGCGUGCUUCUUGAUUUACGCUCUGUUUUCGCUUCUCGUUAUAUUUUAGUACUGAAUUUUGGUGCUUUGUUCAUAGUGAACGUGUUGUAGCUACGAAAGUUUAGAUGAAUAUGAUGCUGGAUUUGUUUUUGUUGCAAAUGUAGGUAAUGGUGAUGCUACCAUUUGGCCCAUGAACACAUUCAUCAUGUUUAGAGUAAAUUUGUUUUCCCUUCAUCCUUGUUGGAAAUGAUGGAAUUGGAUUUGAAGGUCGCAUAUGCUUUUCGAUUA
Rosa rugosa (rugosa rose) is the source of this 1062-nucleotide messenger RNA. RefSeq lists its product as uncharacterized. Lineage: Eukaryota; Viridiplantae; Streptophyta; Magnoliopsida; Rosales; Rosaceae. The transcript has a single exon. Gene Ontology annotation, cellular component: trans-Golgi network; membrane. Gene Ontology annotation, biological process: endoplasmic reticulum to Golgi vesicle-mediated transport; vesicle fusion with Golgi apparatus. Bases 77 to 844 code for a protein of 255 amino acids. The record is from RefSeq and is a predicted model, not a curated record.